Molecule: messenger RNA, 4123 nt
Organism: Limanda limanda (common dab)
Lineage: Eukaryota; Metazoa; Chordata; Actinopteri; Pleuronectiformes; Pleuronectidae
Gene: drosha
Product: drosha ribonuclease III
Exons: 32
Coding region: 40-4113 (1357 amino acids)
Biological process (GO): pre-miRNA processing; primary miRNA processing; rRNA processing
Cellular component (GO): nucleus
Molecular function (GO): ribonuclease III activity; double-stranded RNA binding
Source: RefSeq, a predicted model, not a curated record
CCGGCCUCACGGAGAGCGUGGUACCUAGCAGCCACAGUCAUGUCUUUCCAGCAGGAUCGUGGGGGACCCAGGGGCGGGAUGCCUCCAGGCCAGCACGGCACCCCUCAAAGCUACCGACCCACCAACCUGAGACCCCCACCCCCCCAGCCUCCUGUGCCCCCAUACCACUACGAUCAACAGGCUCCUCCCAGCUCCGGCUACCAUGGGAACAGCAGCUACAUGCCUCAACACUCCGACUUCAUGCCGUACCCUCCUCCGGCUCCAUCCCAGACUCCCGGUUCUCUUAACCAGUGCCCCAUGCGCCCGCCUUUCUCCAAGCCUCCCGUCCGGCAGGGCUUCUUAGAACCCCCCCCUAACUUUCCUCCUCCCACCUUGCCCGGCGCCACAGGCGGACCGGCACAAGGCAACCAGGUGUCUGCUCAGAACGCCUACCACCCGUACAUGCUGCCACCUGUGGCCCCACCACCGUUACCACACUCGUCCAUGCCUCACCAAAUGGCUCCUCAGUCUAUGAGCUACCACUCUCCGUACUCCAUGAACUACCCUCACCCUCCUCACCCUCCAUUCCCGCCUCCCCCUUUCAGUCCUGGCUACACACAGAACCCGAGCUCCUCAACCCAAGCAGACCACAGCUUCAGGCCCGCGGGUCAGUACAAGUACGAUAAACCCCCGGAGAACCGGAGGUCUCCAGAAAGAGCCUAUCGCCAUGAUGAGCACAGGCAGAAGGGCUACGCCUACGGUAACCAUGGCGAGAGGCACAAAAUGGAGUUUCCCGGAGACAGGAAAGACCGCGGGCGGAGUCCGGACAAGCGCAUGAGGCCGGAGGGCGGAAGGUACAGGUCCGAGUACGACCGAGGCCGGACUCCUCCCAGACACCGGAGCAGGGAUCGCAGCAGAGAGCGGCAACGACACAGAGAAAGUCGGAGCUCCCAGUCAUCUGACAGGCACAGGAAGAGGCCACGCAGUCGCUCCUCAAGCAGAGACAGGAAACGCGGACGCUGGGAAGACGAGAGGGACCGGAGGUCGGAGGCGUCCUCGGGAAUGAGCAGGGAGCGCAGCUACACGUCCAUCAGGAGCAAAGACUCCGAGGAGACGUUCACCGACAGAGACCGGGAGCGAGAGCGAGACCGGGAGCGGGACCGAGACAGAGAGAAGGAGAAGGAGAAGGAGAAGGGGGAUGAUGAUAAAGAGGAGGACGAGCUGCUGAAACCUGCCUGGAUCCGCUGCACCCACGCUGAGAACUACUACUCCAACGACCCCAUGGACCAAGUGGGCGACUCGACGGUCGUGGGGACCAGUAAACUGCGGGACCUGUACGAACGCUUCGAGGAGGAGCUGGUGAGGAGGCAGGAUCGAGCCAAGGCCGCUCGGCCGUCAUGGGAACCGCCCAAGACCAAACUGGAUGAGGAUCCAGACAACAGCAGCAGUGAGUCAGACUGCGAGUCAGACGGCGAGGGAAGCACCUGCUCCGGCAGCUCUGACUCCGAUGUUUUUGAUGUCAUCGCCGAGAUCAAGAGGAAGAAAGCUCAUCCCGACCGCCUGCACGAGGAGCUGUGGUACAACGACCCGGGACAGAUGAAUGAUGGCCCCCUGUGUAAGUGCAGUGCCAAGGCCAGACGUACAGGGAUCCGCCACAGCAUCUACCCGGGGGAGGAGGCAGUGAAACAGUGUCGUACCAUGAACAACAACUCGGGGAAACUGUUUCACUACAGGAUCACCGUGUCUCCGCCAACCAACUUCCUGACCGACAGGCCGACGGUGAUCGAGUACGACGACCACGAGUAUCUGUUCGAAGGAUUCUCUCUCUUCUCCCACAGUCCUCUCACUAACAUUCCAUUGUGCCGUGUGAUCCGCUUCAACAUAGAUUACACCAUUCACUUCAUAGAGGAGAUGACACCCGAGAACUACUGCGUCCGAGGCCUGGAGCUGUUUGCCUCCUACCUGUUCCAGGACGUUCUCGAGCUGUAUGACUGGAACCUGACAGGGCCGGAGCUGGAGGACCAGACCUCCGGAUGUCGGGGUUUCCAUUUCAUGCCGCGUUUCGUCCGAUUCUUACCUGAUGGCGGGAAGGAGGUGCUGUCCAUGCACCAGGUGCUCCUCUACCUGCUCCGCAGCAGCAAGCCGCUCGUCCCCGAGGAGGAGAUCGCAGACAUGCUGCAGUGGGAGGAGCUGGAUUGGCAGAAAUACGCGGAGGAGUGCAAGGGCAUGAUCGUCACCCACCCGGGCAUGAAACCCAGCUCGGUGCGGAUCGACCAACUGGACAGGGAGCAGUUCAACCCGGAUGUCAUCACCUUCCCCAUCAUCGUCCACUUUGGAAUCCGUCCCGCUCAGCUCAGCUACGCCGGAGACCCUCAGUACCAGAAGCUGUGGAAGAGCUACGUGAAACUACGCCACCUGCUGGCCAACAGCCCCAAGGUCAAGCAGAUCGACAAGCAGAAGCUGACACAGAGAGAGGAAGCUCUUCAGAAGAUCCGCCAGAAGAACACUAUGCGCCGUGAGGUGACAGUGGAGCUCAGCAGUCAGGGCUUCUGGAAGACUGGCAUCCGCUCCGACGUCUGUCAGCACGCCAUGAUGCUGCCGGUUCUCACGCAUCACAUCCGGUACCACCGCUGUCUCAUGCACCUGGAUAAGCUCAUCGGUUACGUCUUCAAGGAACGCUGCCUCCUUCAGCUGGCCAUGACUCACCCCAGCCACCACCUCAACUUCGGCAUGAAUCCCGACCACGCCCGCAACUCGCUCUCCAACUGUGGCAUCCGCCAGCCCAAGUACGGCGACAGGAAGGUCCAUCACAUGUACAUGAGGAAGAAGGGAAUCAACACGUUGAUUAACAUCAUGUCUCGUCUGGGCCAGGAUGACCCCUCCCCCUCCAGGAUCAAUCACAACGAGAGGCUGGAGUUCCUGGGCGAUGCUGUUGUCGAGUUCCUCACCAGUGUCCACCUGUACUACCUCUUCCCCAGUCUAGAGGAGGGCGGCCUGGCCACGUACAGAACAGCCAUCGUGCAGAACCAGCACCUAGCCAUGCUCGCCAAGAAACUGGAGUUGGAUCGCUUCAUGCUCUACGCUCACGGACCGGAUCUGUGCCGGGAGUCGGACCUGCGUCACGCCAUGGCCAACUGCUUCGAGGCGCUUAUCGGUGCUGUGUAUCUGGAAGGAGGCCUGGACGAAGCUCGGCAGCUUUUUGGUCGACUACUCUUCAACAGUGAGGAUCUACGGGAGGUCUGGCUCAACUACCCACCACACCCCCUGCAGGUCCAGGAGCCUCAGACGGACAGGCAGCUCAUCGAGACGUCUCCCGUCCUCCAGAAGCUGACCAGCUUCGAGGACGCCAUCGGAGUUCUGUUCACGCACGUGCGUCUGCUGGCCCGAGCGUUCACCCUGAGGACCGUGGGCUUCAACCACCUCACCCUGGGUCACAACCAGAGGAUGGAGUUCCUGGGAGACUCCAUCAUGCAGCUGGUGGCCACAGAAUAUCUCUUCAUCCACUUCCCCGAUCACCACGAAGGACAUUUAACGCUGCUCCGCAGUUCGCUGGUGAACAACCGCACGCAGGCCAAAGUGGCGGAGGAGCUGGGCAUGCAGGACUUCGCCAUCACCAACGAUAAGACCAAGCGACCCGUGGCCCUGAGGACCAAGACGCUGGCUGACCUGUUGGAAUCUUUCAUCGCCGCGCUCUACAUAGACAAAGAUCUGGAGUUCGUGCACACCUUCAUGAAUGUCUGCUUUUUCCCCCGACUGAAGGAGUUCAUUCUGAACCAGGACUGGAAUGACCCGAAGUCUCAGCUGCAGCAGUGCUGCUUGACCCUGAGAACCGAGGGCAAGGAGCCCGAUAUCCCGCUGUACAAGACCCUGCAGACGGUCGGACCCUCGCACGCCCGCACCUACACCGUGGCCGUGUAUUUCAAAGGAGAGCGAAUCGGCUGUGGCAAAGGCCCAAGCAUCCAACAGGCGGAAAUGGGAGCUGCGAUGGAUGCACUCGAGAAAUAUAACUUCCCACAGAUGGCUCAUCAGAAGCGCUUCAUCGAGCGGAAAUACAGGCAGGAGCUGAAGGAGAUGAGACGCGAACGGGAGCGGCAGGAGCUGGAGACCGACGAGGUGGAGGAGAGCAGGAAGUGACAGCACCUUU